Messenger RNA from Galleria mellonella (greater wax moth), 1664 nucleotides. It is a transcript of the gene Bm-re, whose product is annotated as major facilitator superfamily domain-containing protein 12-like. Gene Ontology annotation, biological process: carbohydrate transport. Gene Ontology annotation, molecular function: symporter activity. The record is from RefSeq and is a predicted model, not a curated record. Lineage: Eukaryota; Metazoa; Arthropoda; Insecta; Lepidoptera; Pyralidae. The coding region runs from base 200 to 1648 and encodes 482 amino acids. Gene Ontology annotation, cellular component: membrane. The transcript is spliced from 10 exons.
UAUUCUUUUUCUGUCACUUUUCGCGUAAUAAAUGAAUACCUUAAAUAAAUAUAAUUAAAUAUUUAAAAAUGUAGUAAACAAAUAUCAAAUAAUUUUAUAAUAAGUAUAUUAUAUCCUUUCUAUUUAUAAAGGCACAAUUGAAACUAAUACACAAGAUGUAAUCCGGCGGAUAUGUCGAGUAAAAAUUUGAUUAAACACAAUGAUUUCUAUGUCAAUUGCGCUUUAUAAAUACGGGUCAAAGUGCAUUUGCAUUGAACUGUGCCGACGCCGACGAUGGUGGUGGAUCAAUCAGAACUUGGUGUACGGGCUGGGGCAUAUUUACAAUGAUCUCUGUGCGGCAAUGUGGUUCUCUUAUAUGAUGCUGUUUUUCCAAGCUGUCCUCGAAAUGAGGGCUGUAGUUGCCGGAGCCAUGCUUCUUUUAGGACAAGUAAUAGACGCGCUUGCUACCCCAGCAGUAGGAAUGCUGGCUGACAAAUACGGGACUAAAAAGAAUUGGCAUUUAACUGGUUCCAUAAUAGUAACGUGUACAUUUCCACUAUUAUUCGUAAGAUGUUGGGGUUGCUCUGCCACUGAAACUAGUGCGAAUGUUGCAUGGUGGAUGCCAUCCUACUACGCGUCACUCAUUAUCUUUUUCCAAAUUGGAUGGGCAAUAGUGCAAAUUUCACACCUGGCUAUGAUACCAGAUAUAACAGACGAUCUUCAAAUCCGUUCUGAUUUAACAUCUAUAAGAUAUAUGGCUUCAGUUACAUCGAGCUUGAUGGUGUACCUUAUUACGUGGGUGGUACUACGAGCGACUAAUUAUAGCACCUUUAUUGGACCAACAGAUGACUAUAAAUUCAGGGAUGUAUCCUUAAUAAUAUCUGGAAUUGGAAUAGCGUCGUUUUGUCUAUUUCAUAUGUUAUUCAAAAUGAGAACUUCGAGAGAUUUAAAAUCAAACGGGCAUACUGUAAAUAAUGGAACAUCUUCACUCAAAAUCGAGAAUAGUGAGUCAGUGAGACUCGUUACUAAAUCGAGAAUAAUACAUUUCCUACAGAUGCCUCUUUUGUAUCAAACUAGUCUGCUAUAUGUUUUCUCUCGAUUAUAUUGGGCCCUGAGCUUAGUAUAUGUACCAUUAUUUUUGGAAGAACGCCUUUCUGUCAACCCUAGUGCAGGAUCUGAACUGGUCGCAAGUGUACCUCUCGUACUUUAUAUAUCUUCAUUCUUUUUCACACUCCUACUGAAAAGCAAAAUAAAUAAUUGUGGAAACUAUAUGGCGUAUCUUAUUGGUAGCUUCUUGAGUUUGAUUAGUUGUCUGUGGAUAGCGCUAGCUAUUGAUCCAGACGCAAGUAUCGUUCAAAUAUAUUUAGUCGCUACGCUUAUUGGUGCUGGCAGCUCGAUUACUCUAGUUUCAAGUCUUUGCAUAACAGCAGAUUUAAUAGGCCCGCAUUCACAUCAAGGCGCAGCAAUCUACUCUAUUGUAACAUUUGCUGACAAACUCGUUACAGGAAUAGCAGUUGUGGCUAUAGAGAAUUACAAAUGUGAUGAAGUAGCAGCUUGCCCGCAGUACUACAGAGGUGUGCUGACAUUUGCUUGUGGUGGCAGUGCAGUUUUAGGCAUUAUAUCAUUGUCUUUUACAAGAUUAACAUUUUCAUGUAAACCUACAAUAUAAUAUUGACUCUGUAUUA